AUGAGUACUGAAGCAGAACAGCAGCUUCUCCAUGAUGCUAGAAAUGGAAAUGCUGAAGAAGUUAAACAGCUGUUGGAUACCAUGGACAAAGGAGAAAUAAGCUUUGAUAUCAACUGUAAAGGCAGGAGUAAAUCUAAUAUGGGUUGGACACCUCUUCACCUUGCAUGCUACUUUGGACAUGCUGUUGUGGUAGAAGAUUUGCUGAAGGCUGGUGCGGAUGUGAAUGUGCUGAAUGACAUGGGAGAUACUCCACUCCAUCGUGCAGCUUUCACAGGACGUAAGGAGGUUGUGAUGUUACUCUUGCAGCAUAAUGCUGAUACGUCUAUUGUUAACGGGAGUGGAGAGACUGCAAAAGAAGUUACUCAUGAUAAAGACAUAAGGAAUAUGUUGGAAGCAGUGGAAAGGACACAAGAAAGGAAACUGGAAGAAGAACUCUUAGGAGCAGCAAGAGAGGGGGAAACAGGGAAACUGACUGCCUUGUUGAACAAGCCCAAACCACCUGAUAUCAACUGUACAGAUCAGAUGGGGAACACACCAUUGCAUUGUGCAGCAUACCGUGCCCAUAAGCAUUGUGCAUUGAAACUUCUGAAAAAUGGAGCAGAUCCUAAAAUAAGAAACAAAAAUGAUCAGACACCCCUUGAUCUAGCCCAAGGUGCAGAAAUGAAACUGAUACUGGGAGGUAAAACUGGAAAGGUUAUCAACAAACCCCUGAGACGAUAUGAAGGUCUCCUAUGGAAGAGCUCACGAUUUUUUGGUUGGAAACUCUACUGGAUAGUUCUAGAACAUGGAGUCCUUUCCUGGUAUCGGAGACAAGCUGAUGCAGUGAAUAAUGAUCAUCGUCAGGGAUGCAAGCAUCUAACACAAGCUGUCUGCACGGUAAAAUCUACAGACACUUGCUUCUUUUCUGUCAGAUGUUUUGAUGACACUGUUCAUCGUUUCAAGAUUCCUAAAAAUAGCCUUCCCUCUCAAACUAGAGAGAGUUGGCUGGAAGCAAUAGAAGACCACUCUGCAUAUAGCACUCAUUACUGCACACAGGAACAGUUGAGUAGUGAUGAUGAGGAAGAUGAUACAGUAUCUGUUACAGACCUACAGGAUACUCUGAAAAAAGCACAAGCAUGCCAACAAAGACUCAGUAAAGAGAUUUCAGACUUUCUUGCAAUGGUUAAAUCUUUGGAUGCUACAAAAGGAAUAUCUUCUCCCCUCCUGCAAAAAGUUGAUGUGGUCUCUGAAGUAUCCCAGGAAACGUGUGAGGCACUGACUGACUGCCUCAACCUAUUCACAAGGCAAGAAGGG
Molecule: messenger RNA, 1293 nt
Organism: Balearica regulorum gibbericeps (East African grey crowned-crane)
Lineage: Eukaryota; Metazoa; Chordata; Aves; Gruiformes; Gruidae
Source: RefSeq, a predicted model, not a curated record